Messenger RNA from Paramuricea clavata, 20191 nucleotides. NCBI's taxonomy places the organism in Eukaryota, Metazoa, Cnidaria, Anthozoa, Malacalcyonacea, Plexauridae. The record is from the annotation of a GenBank genome assembly.
GUGUUGCUACACCGCCAUCUCUUGUGAAACCGAAAGAUACACAUGCAGACAUCGUUGCUAAAAGCAAAGUUCCAGUUGAUAUAGGCGCUGAAGUUGCUGUUCAAGGCAAAGGUCCAAUUGAUAGCUGUGUUGACGUAGCCGUUAAAAGCAAAGUUCUAGUCGAUAGAGGCGCUGACGUUACUGUUCAAGGCAAAGGUCCAAUUGAUAGCUGUGUUGACGUAGCCGUUGAAAGCAAAGUUCCAGUUGAUAGAGGCGCUGAAGUUGCUGUUCAAGGCAAAGGUCCAAUUGAUAGCUUUGUUGACGUAGCUGUUGAAAGCAAAGUUCCAGUCGCUCCAGGUGCUAGCGUUGUUGUUAACGGCAAUGUUCCAAGUGAUAUAGGCCAUGAAUUUGCUUUUAAAAACGAUGGUCUAAUCGAUAAAGAUGCUGAAGUAGCUGUUAAAAGUCAGGUACGAUUAUGAAUGCACACAAUUUCCAUAUAUACUGUAGCUUCCACGAAAAAUCUAUCAAAUGUGGAUUAAACGUUUCAAAUUAGUCAACAGGGGCGAAACUAGCCCCUUUUAAUUUGGGUGGGGGGGGACGGGUGUCUGCCAGAAUUGCUCUGCAAAAGCCGAAGAUGCCAUGCAGCAAAUUUUUAUUUCUGGCCACUAUUUUUUCCAAAAAAAGUUUCCGGACAUAAACCAGUGAAAUUAAGGGUCAAAAAAUUUUCCCGUACAAAUUCCUGUUAAAACAUGUGUGAAACCCUUAUUUUAGGACCAAUAUCUGUAAAGUGUAGGUCUAUAUAUUCUAUUCAAUUCCCUCUGAAAGCCCUGUAAGGUUACUUAAUAACUCUACAUUCCAUCAUUUAAAAUCUUUGUUUGCCCUGCGAAUCUAGAUGAUUCGCCCUGCCAAUCCAGAUGAUUCGUCCUUUGGGCCGGGGGAGAGGUGUCACACCAUACCCCCCCUCAAGUUUCGCCCCUGUUAGUCAAAUAAAUUAUACUAAUUUGGGGGGAAUACAUGUGCAAUAAUUUGAAAUACAGCCUUUUGAUAAUUGUGUCAUUUGGCUUGGGAGCGUCGCUCUCGCGAGCAUAGAAAUAAUAUGAUCGUGAGCCAAUCAACUUACAGUACGUCACGCAUAUUUUUUGGUCUUGGAGCCCCGCUCUCAUAAGUAAAUUACGCAAUUAUCGUAACUUAACGGUAUAUUAGAGUAUGGUCAAAUCUAUAUGCCUUAUUUCCUCUCUUAUAAGUGCUGCAGAUGUAGACCUAAGGCUAAGAUGCCCCUUUAAUUUAUCAAAAUUUGAGUUCAAUAAAUUCUUUAUGAAAGUACAGCACUGAACGUUUCAGAGUGAUCAUGUUUUUGAUCUUCACGUCCCCUGGCACAAUCUCGACAAAAUCAGUAUCGUAUGUCGCUAUUUUUUCCUUAUAUGUCAAGGCCAAUUUAACGCUGGCCAUAUCGCCUAUUGGAAGUAACACUUCUUGUUUUCAUUCAGAAACGUGCACGGCAACUUUGGCUGAAUUAUAUAGUUCGUGGAAAUAACGAAUUUCAACAUUUCCACGCCAAGAAAAAAUGUGAAGGAAACUGCGAAAAGUGUACAAACGAUUGUGAGUGUGAAACGUGUUUAAAGGUAAAAUGGAGUUUUAAUGUAACUAACUUCGUGUAUACAAGGAACGAAAUUACAAGUAAUCGUUACUAUUUUAAGUACAAUAUCUAGCAACGUUUCAGUUUGAAAGCAUUGCUCAAUUCCGUUUAAGAUUUUUUUGUUAAAAAUACUUUCCAGCUUUCUACAGUGUUCUACACUAUACUCACUUAUUUUCAUCCAAAUCGAACCAAAAUUUAUCGAUUUGUUACUAGCAGCCCCACAUAAAUUUUUUGACGUUUGGUGAGCAUCGGCGUGCACUCCUUGGCGAUGAUGCUAACCAGCCUGUUGCCAGACAUUUUAAUACUAGCAAUCACAGUGUUCCUGAUAGGGAAAUUCGAGCCCUCUGUCCCAUUUCUGGUAUAGCAACGAUAGCCGCAAAAGGCAUGACUUGAACUUGGCACUGUUCACGUACCCCUAUGGCAUUAAUGAACGUUUUCCCUAUAUAACUCUGUCUGUCUUUGCCUAUCAAAAGCAGACAUUGAUAUAGUAUACUUUUAAUUCUUACCUUAUUUCAUAUAUUUUAUUGUAGUUUUCUGUAUGUGAUUUACAUUUUUUAUUUAUACUUUGUUUUGACUAAAUCCAUCUGAUUGGUUUAUUUUUUGUCACGUGAUGCUUUUAUAUUCUUAGUAUAAAAUGCUCAUGUAUUUUCCCGACCCCUGCUAGUAACACAGAUGAAGGGCCUUCGCUCGAAACGUCGAAAAUCUCCUUAUAUUUUUCAGGUAUAGUUCACCUAGGUAUUAGGUGAAAGCAUUACAUUAUACAAAUAAUGAAUGUUUUUAUUCGUGCAAUGGUAAGAAUAUUAGUUUCAUGAGGUGAAAGAUGGAAUGUUCCAUUCAACGAGGCGACAGCCGAGUUGAAUGGAACAUUCCAUCUUUCACCGAAUGAAAAUAUUCUUACUAAAGAAAAUUCUUACUACAUGAAAUAUUUUUACUAAAGAAAAAUUUUGAAUGGGCUACCCCAUGAGUAAAGUGGGCCGUUAUGAAUUAAAUAUAACAAUUUGUGCGUCUAUACCAACAAAAGACAGUGCAUAAAAUAAACUUCGUAACAAACUAAUUUUCUUUCAGGUUAAAAAGUUGGUCGAUCACAAGAAACAACACAAGAUCAAGGAAAAUCCUGAAACAAAUGCCUGUCGUGAUUGCCAAUUAGUUAUUGGGAUUAGGCAUUAUCACAAAAGAGUUUGUCCAAUUGUUGACUGCUUAUUUUGUAGGUAAGUACAUAUGGUAUACCUUUUGGUCAACAGCUAUAGUAUAACCAUAGAAACUAUCAAACAGUUUAGUAUGAAAAUUUGUGGAGCGAAUUAAUAGCCCAUUCGCUGUAGGCUUGCCUUGGCAAAAGCGUGGUCACAUGGAUUCCGGAACACCCCCCACUUUUUCUCAGGACCAAUUUUGAUUUUCGUCCAAAACUGAGAAGACAGCCGUCAGCCGGCCAAGACUCCUUUUAUUUUUAAUGGAACUGAUCGAACAGAUCUAUUCGUUGUGCAAUACAAAGAACGUUAAGAACUGAUAUAAUAUUAAAGAAAAGAGCAUUUUUAGUAGAAGUGUACGAAGUAUAUCGGUAAGUUGAUUUUUAUUUGCUCUGUCUUCUUUAGAUCAAUUAAAGAAAAUGAAAACGUUGACUUAACUCAAGCUUGCGCCAGUCCAGUUUCACAGGAUGAAACAAUCACUGACGUAAUAACACAGGUAUGUACAGUACUGAUAAUUGCGACUGUAGUUAAUGGCAUACAAUACAAUAUAAUAUUUAUAUUGAUACUUGAUGGACGUUUGCUUAGACUUGUCCAUUUGGCUGGAAUUUCACGUUUGUUGACUGCCUUUCUUGCACAUGUUGCGUCACAGCUCUUCCCCUCUGCUCGGUUAAGCCCCGCUCUCAAAAAACCUCCCUCAAAGUUUUUUUAACGUGUGGAGUUCUAACACCAUUUAUGAAAGUUCUAAAAUUAUAAAUGUGCAAAACAGCAGUAACGAAGCUGCCGAAAAUAGAAUAUGCAUGGUUGUUUCCUUUCAAGUCCUCUAGAAAAUUUAGAAAUAUAUAGAACUGAUAGAAAAUAUAUUCUGGGGUAUAGCUUUUAGCCUUAUUUUUGAACAUUGAAUCAACGUCAGAAAUGAUCUCCCAGACGUUGGGUAGACGUUGAAAAAGGAUUGAAAAUGCAAAUUGGAUCGACGUUUAUACUGUUUCGACGUUGAAACAACGUUGAGAUCAGGUUGCCAAUCUCGUCAACCAUAAUUCAACGUUGAAUCUGCGUUGAAACAACGUUGAGAUUACUUCACAAGUUGACGCCGUAUAUUCAACCAUGAAUGAACGUUGAUUCGACGUCUGUUAGCUGCUGUUGAACCAGCGUUUGUAAAACAAUGUCAGAGCAACGUUGAUAUUAGAUUGUCGACGUCGCAACCUUUUUCUACCAAAUUUCAACGUUGAAACAACGUUAUGUGCCCGGUGGGAUUGUUGUUUGGGUUUUUUUGGUGUUUUUUUUUUUGUUAUAGCGGUGUCCCGAAACUGCGUAAAGAGUUCUAGGGUUACCUUAUUGUCGAGUGUUAUAUCGUUAUGUUACGGUGGUUAGGAACAGGGUUGUGAUUUGGGUCAAAAAUAAAGAAAAACGUAUAACGAUACUAAGGCCACAUAAAAUAAUUACCUUGAUUCUCAUCACCGCCCGACUGUAUUUUAAGCAACAUGAGCUCCACCUUUGAAUUUACUAUAUGAGUAAAUUCUUAAACACGUCCGAAUUUAUCAUUAUGAUAAAUUCGCGGCAAAUUUUGAACUUAUCAACAGAGUUAAUCAUAAAACCACAAUCACUGCACAAGGUUUCUUGUUAUAAAUGUAAUGGCACUAAAAGGCAGGCUGGUCGCGCAGGGGUGGGGAUUUUUUCAUGUUUUUUAAAAAAAUAGUUUUUAAAAAAGUUUUAAAAAGUUUUAAAAGAGUUUUGAAAAGCAAGAAAAGUUUAAAAAGUUAGAUUUUUAAAAAAGUUAAAAAAAUUUAAAAACUUAAAAAAAUGAGGGUUAGGGGUUAGUGGUUUAGGGUUAGGGGUUAGGCCGUUAGGGGUUAGUGGUUAGGGUUGGGGUUAGGGUUAGUGUUAGGUGCCGCGAAUUUAUUAUUAUGAUAAAUUCAAAAUUUGCCGCGAAUUUAUCAUAAUGAUAAAUUCGGACGUGUUUAAGAAUUUACUCAUAUAGUAAAUUCAAAGGUGGAGCUCAUGCUGAUUUUAAGAGACGCGUGAAUUUUUUUUAUAUUUUGUUUAUACAAUAUAAAUGAACCGCCCGACAAAAUAUUUCAAGACAGUUAAGUUUUUUAUAUUUAAAAUUGGGUUUUUAGUGCCAUUUUAAACUGCCAAUUUCAAACAAAUAAUAGAACCUUGAAAGAAAUUUCAUUGCAUUUUAACGGAACUUCUCAUUCAGUUGAACGGUUCAGUCAUUGUUCGUGGAGAAAUAUGUUCAUUUUGGUUUGUGACACUAGUACUUCACUUUGGAAAUCACAGAAAUAUUAAAUGUUAGGAAUUAUCAGUUUUUUUAUUUAUUGAUGAUAAAUUAUAUAAAUAUAAAAUAUAAAAUAUAAACCUCCCGGCUCUUCGACAUUUUGAAAGUAUAGUGAUGAGAAUCAAGGAAUUUAUUUUAUGUGGCCUAACAGACAACUUAGCCACAAAUAUUUUGUGCAACAAAUUUCUAUGCAGACAAGUUUUUGAAAAACAAGUUUUCUAUGACUUGUUAUAGAAAACUUGCUCGGUCUGUAGCCGGCUUAUCAUGGCUGCUGUUGAAUGCGAGUGUACAUGAGCUGCUGUUCUUUGUCGUCUUUUAGAGGCUGUUUAAGCCAAUAAGACUCUAGUUCUUUUCAAAACUCUUGCGCGCGUCUUCAGAGGUUUGACAGUAACGGCAAUAGUCAGCUUUCUUCAACCAGUACGAGUAAAAGAUGUAGCGGUUUUACGUGUUGUGUUCCUGGAAUCCUGGUUGUUUUACCAACAAUAAAAGAGGUUGGGGGAGCUGGUAGCAACCUAAAUAAUGCAGGAAGGUUAUUGGUGGAGAUUAUGUCAUCCAUAAAGGGGAACAAACUCAUUCAUCGCGAGUCAGAUUUUGCUAUAUCACUAUGAGGCUAUGAGAAAUUACUAUAGAAUAUUAUCUUUUUAGUAAUAUUACUACUAUUACUAGAAUUACUGUUGAGUUAUUUCAUAUAUUAAUAAUUAAGUCGUAAUUUACUGAUUUAGAUCACAGAAGGAACUAAGCUGAAGAUCGGAGAGAAGUUCAUUCAAGGAGUACAUUACCAGCUCGAAGACAAGUUAGGACAGGGUGGUAAUGGUGUGGUCUUUGGUGUUGAGCUUCUUGAAGCUGGAUGUGCGAAAUUGGGUUCUAAACGUGACAUUCGCCUGGCGGCAAAAAGAGUAAGAAUACCUCACUAUUCACUAACUUCACUGUCAAAUUAUCGAACUACAGUGUGUAUAUAAAAAAAAGGUAAUCGAACUUCAGCGCGCUAUUGUGCGUGAAUUACUCGGCGUAUGAACAACAUUUUUUUCAUAUUUGGAAAGCUCCGGCUUUUAGCUAUUGAAUGACAUGUUCUUCAUGCCGAGUGAAUGGAAAUAAGCAAGUAUAUGAGUCCGAUAAAAAAUGUUAGUCAUUUGAGAUCAACUGUAAGCUGUUCGAAGUAGGACAAUUGGUGCAUUAAAAAUGGGGAAUGAAUUGACGAAACACCUGUCGAAACCUUCGGAAACUUGUAGAACGUACCUUCAAAUGCGAAUUGAAGUUUCCCGGGAGUUCGCGGUUACUGCAUGGUCUGCCGUAAACGUCAAUCUUAACUUCUCUAUUAUGGAGGCUUGGGUACAUUGGGUGUUUCUAACAAAAUUUUCCUAUCUGUUAUUACCGAGAUUCACGUUCAGCGUGAUCAUGAGACGAGGACGUAUUGAGUUUACUGAUUGUGAAUAAAGCCAGGCGCACACUGUACGAUUUGCAUCGACCGACUUCAUUCCGUUUUUCUGCCGAAUUUAUAGUCUGUAUAUGCCCUCAUAGAGAGCCCUCAUGAUCUCCAAUCUUCUUCGCCCUAUCUCCGCGAUCACAAUUAGGAUUAUAUCAGCGGUUGACUUUGCAACUCAAUAUUCAAACAGAUAAAACAGAUUAUUAAAACUUUUUUAUUAAAGCACUUUAGAUUUUAUACCGAUCCCAAAUCCUAACUGGCCUAACUUUUAAGACAUGUCCGUCAGUCGUCGCCCGCUUACGUAUUUAUGCGACACGGUAAAUUCAAGAUUAUUUAUGCAUGCACGUUAUCAUCUAAGAUUAUCCAAUCAAUGACAAUGAACGACGGAAUGGACCAUGGAAAAAAUCGACCGAUAAGAGUCGUCAGAUAAUAAAUACAUCUUGCUGAUUGGAUUCUUCUGAGGGUAGCCUCUUCUGAGCCCAAUAUGGCAAAAAUAUUAGGUCGAGACUUCAAUACGGAGCUUUAGAUUUGACUACGAGUACGAGUACGAGAUUUGAUCGCGUGCUAGGAAAUUAAAAUUCCAUUUAAAUUUUGCUUUUAUAGCAGUAAACCAACAACGAGAGAAAAAGUUUCAUAAACUAAAUCUCCUGCAGACUAAAAUCCCCUAGAAAAUGUGUAAAUAGUCAUAACAUUAAAAACAGGCCAGAUAUUUAGUACUAAUAUAUUAUUUGCGGCGGAUAAACGCUAUAUAAAUGCUACAAAUUAUUUUUGGAAAACAAAAAAAAGCCAACUUUCUUUGUUUUUUUUUGAAAAGUCGUGGUGAGGACUACGAGAUUUCUCCACAAUUUCGUACUCAGAUGGGCGACGGCUACGACUUUUUCGCGUCAGUACGGGAUGGCGUAAGCAUACAGCAUGCGUUUCACUUGACGAAUCUCGUACUCGUAGUCGUACUCGUAGUCAAAUCUAAAACCGAAGGUCGGGCCCAAUAUUGAAGUCGAGACUUAAUAUUUUGCCAUAUUGGGAGAAGAUGAAUUAGAUAAGAGUUUUAUUAUAUCAAACAAAACGAUUUUAUAACAAAAAUUGUCAAUAAGCGAUAAAGUAAACAUGCAGCAAGAAUAAUAUAUACAGCGACAACAUUAUAUCUUAUUGGAUUCUUCUGAGCCCAAUAUGGCAAAAUAUUAAGUCGAGACUUCAAUAUUGGGCGAGACCGAAGGUCGAGCCUAAUAUUGAAGUCAAGACUUAAUAUUUUGCCAUUUUGGGCGAAGAUGAAUCCAAUAGGAGUUUUAUUAUAUCGAACAAAACAAUUCUAUAAUAAAAUGUCAAUUAAUAAGCGAUAAAGUAAAUACAGCGAGACUAAUACGUAGCGACAACAUUACAUAUAUUGGCGACGAUGUUUGAUGCGAAAGUUGUUUUUACUGAUAUGUGUGCAUAAAUAAACUCAAUUCCAUGUAUGUUUAAAGGAAAUUUGACCUAAUUUUAACGAAAAAAAUAAUAUUACUAACUUCUAGGCUGUUCCAAACAAAUAAAUUUCGCGAAGACAAGUUUUCCCGCGCUUUUAUAAUUUUAAACAAAACUGGUAGAAAAAACUGCAUUAAUGUUCUAAAUUCUUUUCAUUAUUCUGCCAUAUCGUUUGUCGUAUGUUUGAAAUUGACAAAAUAUCUGAAAAGGGUUGAAAAGCCAUGAAAAAAAGCCACAAUUCGCAACUGCCCAAUAGGUUCCUGUCCAAUAUCGUAAAAUAUUGGAUCGGCACGUGACCCUCUCAACGAUUACUGAUUGGUUAAAUGCGCGUGAGUGUAUAAUAAUAUUACAUAUAUCGGCGGCGAAUUUGCUGAAAUAACUAAACAAAAAGUUAAUAAAUAAACUCAAUAAUUCCAUAUAUGUAAGUUUAAAGGAAAUUUGACCUAAUUUAAACGAAACAAAUAAUAUUACUAACCUUGCAAACAAAUUAAUUUCGCGACGACAAAUUUCCCCCCGCUUUUAUAAUUUUGAACAAAACUGGUAGAAAAAACUGUAUUAACGUCCCAAAUUCUUUUCAUUACUCUGCCAUAUCGCUUGUCGUAUGUUUGAAGUUGACAAAACAUCUGAAAAGGGUUGCGAAACCAUGAAAAAAAGCCACGAUUCGCAACUGUCCAAAGUGUUCCUGUCCAAUAUUAAACAAUUAUUGGAUGAGGCUGAGCAUGAUAUCAAGAAUAAUUCAGACCGAGAUCAUGCAAUGUUAUCUGCCGAAGCGAAACUGAGGCGAAUAACAUUGACCGAGAUCUGAAUAAUUCUUGAUGUCAUGCGAAAGCCGAAUCCAAUAAUUGUUUUAUUAUUAUACAUUUAAAAAAAUCAGGAACGUAUAAAACGAUAAAACGAAGUUUAUUAAUGUUUCAAGUAUAUUACAACAAUACUGCAAUAAAGUAGAAAACGAACAUUUCUUUUAGACUUUUAUAGUAUUUUCAACUUCACUAAAAUUUCACACAACUAUAGUUACGGUAUAUUAAACAAUCAAUACUGUUACUGCAUGUCUUUAUCUGCUAAUAAUUUUGACAGGUUGUUUUCAUCGAACGAAGCAAAUCUACUGUGUCUGUGAGCCAUUUUGUUUAUUUUAUCUUCGCGCGCUUUUGGGUUUGAGUUGUUGGCCGCGCCAUGGCUUGGGCACGACAGCGUCCAAUAAUUUUUUUUGGAUGCAAGGUCGAUCCAAUAAUUAACAAUUAUUGGAUGAGGUUUUUGUGAUAUGUGGAAUUAUCAAGGUCGAGGUAAGCGUAACGCUUACCGAGACCUUGAUAAUUUUGCAUAUCGCAAAAACCGAAUUCAAUAAUUGUUUUAUUAUACAUUUGUUUGUGUUACAGUCAAAAUACAAGAACCUUCCCGCUUCUGUAACUUGUUUUGUAUUUAUUUGUUCUAUUUUCUGUAGCGAUUACCGCUUUAUCGGCACAUAUCGCGUUAGGAUCCGGUAGAAUUUCGCUUUCCUUCCUUUAUAUACGUCAAUUUGUAGCAAUGGAUGCACCUUUCGUUAGAUUCUUUGCAUAAAAGUUGCGAAACUUAGAUCUUAUAGCGAUAUUUGUUGAUAAAUCGGUUUUAAACCGCCGCCUAGUGUGUUCAUACUAUACAAAUUUAAAAUUACCGAAUACAAUCACUUGACGUACUAAAAUGAAAAUUUCACAACUUUUAUGCAAAGAAUCUAACGAAAAGUGUAUCCUUUGCUACAAAUUGACGUAUAUAAAGGAAAGAAAGGGGAAUUCUACCGCGAUAUUUGCCGAUAAAAAAACGCUAUAGAAAAUAGAACAAAUUACAGAAAUACAAAACAAGUUACAGAAGCGGAAGUGGGAAUGUUCUGGAAUGUUCUUGCAUUUUGACUGUAAAUAGAUACCGCUUGCUAAUCAUCGCAGGCUCACUUGCAGAUAACUGAGUUAUCUGCUAGCAGAUAACUGAAUUUUCUGUAGGUUGCGUGAUUGCGCGAUUUAACUGUAAGCUCUUAGCCAAUCAAAUUGCUUUUACCAACUACAAUGUAUAAUAAAAACUAUUAUUGGACGCUGAGCACGUCAGCAGCUGAAAUUAUGUAAUAAGUACCGAAUAUUGAGAAUUAUCCGGUGCUUUAUGACCAGUCAGGAACGAGAAUACAUACUAAAUGUAUAAGUAAUAUCAAAUAAUUUUCGUCUUGUCCGAUUAAAUGACACCAUGCACACAAGAAUUUUUGAUUAACGAACUGAUUGAUUUUUUAUUUCUUUCGUAGGCUAAUGUCAGCGACAGUGAGAUAAUGGUAUCAAAACAGCUUGCCGAUGUCUCCAACGUAGCUCCACACUAUUUCGUUGUGAACAAACAUGAACACAUACACUGGGUUAACAAACGAACCAGAAAGGUUGAACGCAAAGUGUUUGAACAUCUCUUGUUCAUGCAACGCGCAGGUAACCUACAUUACGAUUACGAUUCACAUUUCUACAGUGUGUAUAAAAAAGUAUAGCCUUUCAAAUUUAAACCAAGCAUAGCGCCGUAUUCUAUUGAACUCAUCUAACAAGCUGUCAAGCUAUAUGCAUGCAGGGUGUCCCCAAAAAAGUACCUUCUACAGUAUAGAAAUAACGUAUUGUUAGAUUUUGAAUGCCCCAGUCUUUGCUGAACUCACAAGUGCAUAAAAGCUUGACAUAAGUAAAUUUUAUGCAUAACGACAUUGUUUAAGAGGCUGCUUUAAAUUCCCAAGAGCAGAAAAUCGCGUGCUUUACAAAGAUAUUUUAAUUUCUUUGAGUAAGUCAAUAUUUAUAAUAUAUGCACCCUGCCAAUAUUUUACGCAUCUUUGCGUUCAUCUUGGUGCUAAGGCAUUCAAAUUCUAACAAUACGUUAUUUCUAUACAGGGUGUCCCAAAAAAGUACCCUCUGUAGAAAUUAUCCUAUUAUAAUUUGAAUGGCUGAGCGCUAUGCUGAACACAAGAGUGCGUAUAAACACAAUUGAAUUGAAUUUUUAAUUACCAGGGGCCGGUUGUAUAAAAACGUAAUUAGCGCUAACUGUAGUUAGCGCUAACUACGUUUUUAUACAACCGGCCCCAGGCGCAUGAAAUCCUGUGCUUAACAACAAUAGGAUGACUUCUAUAGAGGGUACUUUUUUGGGACACACUGUACAGUGUGUAUAAAAAAAAAACUGAACCCUUUCAAAUUCAAAUUAUUUUCGUAAUUUGAUAGCUCUAAUUGCUUUGAAUUAAUGGUUGGGUAAGGACGCAAGGUCUUGUACUCAUGGGACGAAACUCAAAGAAAUAAAAAUUAGAAAAUUUAAAAGUUUUUAAGAGUUUUGUCCCAUGAGUACAAGACCUUGUGUUCUUACCCAACCAAUUAAUUCAAAGCAAUUAGAGCUGUCAAAUUACUACAAUACGUAUAGCUAAUUUGAAUUUGAAAGGGUUCAGGUUUUUUUUAUACACCCUGUAUAGUAUUACGUUUUUUCUAAUUAUAGUUACUUAGGGAAGCCUUCGUGUAGAGCGGUGCGGUUAACCGAAAAAUUCGGUUCUUCCGUUACUUUUUUCGCACCGAAAAAUUAUACGCAAAAGAACCGGUAGUGUCGGUUUAAUUUCCCGUUUAACGCCCGCCAAACGCCCACCUGAUUGCAGGUUGAAAUGUUUGGAAAAUAACAAGAUUGUUCUCUUUGCGCACAAUAUGCACUGUUGAUAUUUAGUUGUGAUAGUUAUUGACUUAUUGUUGUGAUAGUUAUUGUUGUUUCCAAUUGUUCUUUUAAAAUAUUCAGAGAUUUAUACAAACUUACAAAGGCAUAAAUUGAUCUAUUUAGUAAAAAUGCUCGAAACAUACAUAAGUGAGUUCAUACAUUUGUACUGUUCUUCUUUUUUGAAAAUAAUCGAAACCGAACCGAACCGAGGUUUUGCUGUUCCAAAAAACUGGGAACCGAGAUAAAAUUUUUGGAACCGCACAGCUCUAGAAGCCUCGCAUAUUGAUUUUGUCAAUUCGUCCAUGAGAAACGUCAUAUGGACGUUUCUCUGGAGCCCCCAAUUUUCUACUAUUGAAUUUAACCGGGAGACUUAUUCCAGCCGCACCCGAUCCGAUGGUAGUCGUUCGACUAUGGUUUAGAUGCAUGAUAAAUCGUCGAAAGCACUGCAUGGAUACUGGGCUAUUGAUAAUGACCGAUAAUGAAAUAUUGACAAUUUUACCGGGGUUUUCUUGAAAUUUGUGUGUUUUCAAUGCAAGGAAAGCGUAAUAAUAUAAAUGUAUAGAACAUGUAUGGUAUUACGAAUGUAUAACUGGUGUUUGUAUCAAGUUGUUUUCUUUUUUAUAUUCUGCAAAGAUGAUUCUGAAAUGUUUACAAGGCUUUCGAAAUAACUAUGAUGUUUUACAGAGAAACGUCACAGCUGCAACGCCCCCACAUACACACACACACACAUACCCAAACGUCCAUAUAUGAUGUUUCUCGUGGAUGAAAUCGAUAUGCGAGACUUCCUUUAGCCUAGACUGUUUUACCUUUACAACAAUUGUGAUCAUUACUUUAUUAAUAAUAUAGGCUACAUAAAAAUGUCAUUCGACUGUGAUUGGUUGAUUUCAGUGCAGUUAAUCUCAAACAGCAGUGUAAAAUUCUGGCUUUUGGGAAGGGUCUUUUAUUCACUGUUUUUAACAUGCUCAGACUCCAUCUCUGUAUCUUUGUACUCAGUAUCUGGAGUAUCUCAUCUCUUGUAUUUCUAUUUCUAGAAAUGUCGUUGAAGGAUUACUUAAAAAAGUUGCCAGGUUUUGUACUUCCCGUAAAAGACGCCUCCAUCUACUUUCGGCAAAUUGUACAAGCCAUUAAAUAUGCCCAUUCACAGACACAGAGCAUUACUCACAAUGAUAUCAAAGCUGGAAAUGUGCUCAUGUUUCGUGGUACUGGCGAAAGUUUAUACGUUGCACAUUUGUGCGAUUUUGAAUUUGCAAUAAGAAAUGGUGAUGCACCUGAACGGCGUGGCGGGACGAAAUUUUUUAUGCCGCCAGAGGUAUGUAUGUCGUAAAACAGUUAUUGUAUAGCAAGUAAGAGAUUGCUGACGUAUGGUAUUUUCGCACGCGUUUGUUUUCUCGUAAAUCAUUUCUCCAAACACGCGUGCUGAUUUUUCAUUAAUAUACUUCUCGAACUAUGUGAUUUCCUAUCUAAAAACAUAGGUCCGCUGUGGCGGACACAUCUACUGAAUAGUGGCACCGGGAAAUAAAAGGUAUUUAGUAGAUAGAAGCAUAAAUGUGCACUCUGACCUUUGGAAUCGAUUUCUGGCAUUUCCAGAGUCAUAGCACAAACGUGGCAUUGUUGACGUUUUAAAAUUGUAUUUCCGGUUGAGAUUAGCUCAUAUAAAAAUUUCCAUUUCUGGCCCAACUGUACCGUGAUAAAACUAAAAGAUACAAAUUUGAAGAUACAAGCUCGAAAAUAUAAACACUCCACACAGUGUUAUUGAUAAUGAUUCGAACAAGAAUAUUGCAAUGAAGAAUGUACGUCCAAAGGGGCCGAAGUUAUGUUCGGCGAAAGGUUUAUAUUUUUGAUCAGACAAUUGCGUAAUUUGAUAAUAUACGAUCUCGAGUGACUUUCAAAGGCCAUAAAUCGCUACAAUGUUGAUAAUGACUAAAACUAUUGUGAGAAUUAGUUGAUAUUGUUUCACUGAAUCGAAUGGUGGUAUUUUACAAUAUGUCUUCAUAGGCAUAGCAUGCACUGAACCGAAGAUAUGAACAUACAAAGUCGUCGAGGAAGAGUUCAGGCAAUUGCGUAAUUUUAUAAUAUACGAUCUAUUUCUCGCUUGACCAUAAAUCGCUACAAUGUUGAUAAUGACCAAAACUAUUGCACUGAACCGAAGAUAUGAACAUACAAAGUCGUCAUCCUCUCGCAUGAUAAUAGCUACUUGCGACUUGGUCGAGAAAGAGUUCAGACAAUUGUGUAAUUUGAUCAUAUAUGAUCUCGCUUGACUAUAAAGGCCAUAAGCCCAUAAGUCGCUAGACUCGCUACAAUGUUGAUUUGUGCACUGCCACUGAACCGAAGAUAUAAACAUACAAAGUCGUCAUCCUCUCGAUUGUGCACUGCCACUGAACCGAAGAUAUGAACACAAAGUCGUCAUCCUCUCGAUUGUGCACUGCCACUGAACCGAAUAUAUGAACACACGAAGUCGCCAUCCUCUUGUGCAUGAUAUAAAUACUUGCGACUUGGCCGUCUGGAAUGGUCGAGAAAGAGUUUAGACAAUUGCGUAAUUUGAUCUGCCACUGAACCGAAGAUAUGAAUACACAAAAUCGUCAUCCUCUCGCGCAGUUAUACGGCAUUCUUCGUAUUGUACUCGUGUUAUUGACAAAACUAUUUUAUUGUACUCGUGGUUGACUCGUGUUAUUGGCAAAACCAUUUAUGGACAACAGUGGAACUAACCGUAGAUAACCGACUUUAGCUCGCAAUUUCUAUGCUCGCAAUGCAUUACAUCGAUACGUCAUCAAUACAUCAUCACCUGUCUGUUCCCGACAUCCACGGACGUAGGCCCCGGCAAUGCUUCUACUGAUUGAAAAUCAGUAGAUGAAAAAAACAAACACUAUAAUAUUUUGUGCACUUAAGUUGGAUAAGAUUCGCGACCAAUCCCCGUUGACUCGAGAACUCAAUGGGUAGAGCCGCAGUCUAGAUACCGAGGAUGCAAGUUCGAAUCCAGCUCGAGACAACGAAUUUUUCAUUCUGGCAUAUGAAAAUUAGUGCGGACGCCACAAUUCGUCUUCAUUCCAUUCAUGGCAGAAUUUCUUUAGGCGCGGUUACCCGAUUACAUACGCCUGCAUGAAUAAGAAUCGUACACGACUAAUCGUGUUGUGUAGACCUCUGUGGCCGGUUGUAUAAAAAAAGUGAUUAAAGAUAACUACAGUUAGUGGAAACGUCAUCCAAUAUGAAGCGCGUACUGUAUUUGAGAGUUAAUAACUAUUUAACUACAAAAUAGUGAUUAAAAAGUGAUUAAGAGUUUUGUACAACCUGCCCCUGCCAUUAGUCAGAGUUGGAUUGUUCGUCAACUGCGGGCUAUACGCUCAUUAUUUAAUUAACAUUAGGGAGUUUAUGAUGUACGACGCGGUCAGCUCGACGACGUCGAGUCAAAUUAUGCUUGAAAUAAGCCACAGGAAUUUAACUAUACUGCUUUAAUUGUCAUGUUUUAAUAAUCUUACAAAUGUUUAAAUUGGCCUAAACUACUCCGAUGUUUAGCUGAUGUUGCCAUUCUGUCAACGUUAUAAAACAGCUCCCGUGUCGCAACGAGCUUUGAUAUCGCUAGGAAGAGGUGAAAAUUACUCGUUUGACGGUGUCCCAAGAAUGCCAACGCUGUUGACAAAACAUUUGAAUCUACAAAUUGUUCAUCUUUUUGUCUCGCAUGACGUGUUUCUUUGUCUUGCAAGCGCGUCGUCGAGCUGGCCGCGUCGUGAAUCGUAAACUCUCUAAUUAUUCGCCGAAGGCGAGGUGUUAAUUUUUUUGCCUGCAAGAAAUUUUGCCCGAAAGGCGAUGCCUGCGGAGGAGGCUAGGCGAGGUGAUUAUUGGUGAAUAAUCACCUCAACGGCAACCAAUCAGAGUGGAGAGUUUUCACUAAUCACCUAUGUAAUUAUACUCACUAAUAACAAUUUGAACUAUUCUUAACAAUUUGAACUAUUCUUGAUCAUUAUUCUCCACAAUGAUAUACUAUAUUGUAUAAGUUCUCAGUCUAAAAGUUCUAGUUCGUUUAAAAGGGGGUUGGGUAAAUUUUUAUAUACAUUAUGUACUUUUAAUGCAUACUUCUAGCUUUUUCUCCGUAUUGUGUAGCACUCAUGCUUGUAACUUGCACCUGUAUAUAUUCUUCAUAUUUUGUAACUGCUUAUUUUAGUCGAACGGCCUCUUGAAAAACAGGUGCGUAUGUGCCCUGAAGAGCUACCGUUUUUAAAUAACAUUAAAUAAUAAUAAUAAUAAUAAUAAUAAUAAUAAUAAUAAUAAUAAUAAUAAUAAUAAUAAUAAUAAUAAUAAUAAUAAUAAUAAUAGUAUUAAGGUUGAGCAUGAUACGAAGAAUUAUCAAGCCAGCUGUUUGUGCAUGUUAUCAACCAAAGGCUGAGGUUUAUAACACUAAUUGGGACUUGAUAAUAGCCUACUUCAUAUCUUGCGAAAACCGAAUUCAAUAAUUGUUUUAUUGUUUUAUUUAAAACUAAAAAAGACAUCUGCACCCGUGGGUUCAAUUUGUCGAAAUAAUGAACAGUUCUUUUUCCCAAUCUUGUUCUUGUGCUGGUUAGGGGGCGACGCUCUUCGACAAAAGUUAGCCUAAAGCUCCUUCAUUUUGAGCCCAAUCGUCAUGAAAUUUGGCAGGGAUCAUUUCAAACGAUAUUUCUCAUGGAUUGACGGUGUCCAAUUUUUUAUUUUCGAUUCAGGGGCAACGUACAAGAAAUUAUCAAUCAAACUUUAUUUACCCACGGUACUAUUUCACAAAGACAAAAACUAAAAUAUUUACAAGAUGUGAUCUUCCAAUAGGCCGUGCUAUACAUGUAUGAAUAAUUACAUGCAAUUAUAAAAAUAUUUUAUUAAGUUAAUACAAUAAAAUCGAAGAGAAAAAGAAAAAAAGAUAAAUUGAUUAUCAAGAAUUAUUACCACUAUUUGACACUAGAGCCCUUUUGAAGGUUGACAAUGAACCCAUAUUUUUUAUAUUAGGUAAUAAAUCAUUCCAAGCUACAGCUCCUCUGUACAAGAAUGAUUUUUUAUAAAAGUUGGUACUUGGCCUCGGGAGUGCAAAGUUAAAUUCAGCCUGCCUAGUUUGAUGAUUAUGAAGUGUACUGGUUUUCGUGAAUAAAAUUGUUUGUACGCGUAGAAUAAUAAUAAUAUGCAUAUCGUUAAUAUUCACAGACAAACCUUACCAUAACAAAGACCAAUCUCGUUCCCCGAGCAUGCCCGUUCGCAGGUUAAGGGUGGGCAUAGCUCUGCAGAAAUCGAAUUGAUUCAGGCCUGUGAUUGGCUAACGGCAGAUAGUACGUUGGAUUUCCAACGUGAGUUCUACGCAUGCUUGGCAAUUGUUGCAAAAUAUAAACGAAGUAUUUGGAAUUUCUCGUCGAAAAUUUGCUACUUUUUUACACUGAAAUCGUACAUAUAUAAUCGUACAUAUAAUCGUAUAUAUAGUACUUGAUAUUUUAUACUGUCAUACUUAACACUACGUAUACCAUAAAUUCUGUCAGGACAGUUAAAUGUAAAUUUUAAAGCAUAAAAAUAUAUAAUACUCAUUCUUGAGGAGAUUUAUCAGUAAAGGUGAAGUACGAUGUAUAUAAACACUAACAGUACAAGUGACAAGUCGAAGCGCCUUCCCUCGAAACGACGAAGCUCUCCUUGUAUUUUUCAGGUAGUUGUAUCCCUAUCAAUCCGAAGCUUUCGUACAUAUUUCCUCAUAAUUUUUAGUUGUUUUCAGUGUAAAAAGUAUCAAAUUUUCGACGAGAAAUUCUAAAUACUUUAUUUAUAUUUUGCAACAACUGCUGAGCAUGCGUAGAACUCACGUUGGAAAUUCAACGUGAAUCAAUUCGAUUUCUCCAGAGCUAUGCCCACCCUUAACCUGCGAACGGGCAUGCUCGGGGAACGAGAUUGAACAAAGACAGUCAUCAUGGACCACCGACUAACAUUAAUUUUGAUUAAAUUGUUAAUAAUAAUUUUAUUAUACAGGGUGUAUAAAAAAAAACUGAACAGAUUUGAAAUUGCUCUCAAUUUCCCAAAACAGCUAUUAGUAUCCAGUUUUUUGUAUAUAGCUUCUUUGGGUACUUAUAAUAGAAUGAUGAAAAAAAUUACUCGAACUCAAAUUUUGUGAACCAGGGGGGGGGGGUGUCUUUUCCAACAAACUAAAAAUGGCUUGCGCACAAAAUGUAAAAGCUUUAAUCAUAUUUUGAGUUAAUAUAUGGAACAUUUGUUGGGUUUUUAAUUACUGUACAAAAUUUCAGACAAUUUGCUUUAGUUUAAGCCCUUUCGUAACUAUUCACGCAAACUUACAUUUUUUCCUAAAAAUCAGCUAUUUGCAUGCUAAUCAAUGCCUUUGCCUAAUUUGCAUACAUUGCAUGUCAGCAAUGUUUUGUAUUGUAGAGAGUGAGAUACUGAAAAUUACACAAUGAGAUAUUUUCCAUAUCUUCACUAGUGAAGAUCAAUGCUACAGAAUUUACCAACACAAAUCAAUCUGAACUUUUUCGGAAAAACUCUUAAACCAGUUUCAGUUGCCAAAGACUUGGGGAUGCACCUUGAUUUACAUCUCUCCUAUGAUGACCAUAUUUCUAAACUGUCGUCAAUGUGCAUAAACAAAUUAUGUCAAAUUAGUCGAUUAAAGAAGAGCUUUGAUAAAAAAAACUUUAAUAUUACUUCUUGAAGCUUUGGUGAUUAACAAGUUGUUAUAUAGUUCUUCGGUGUGGACUAAUACCUCAUCGAAAAAUCUAAAGAAAUUGCAAACAAUCCAGAACUUAGCAUGCCGAAUCAUCACAAGUAUUAAAAAGUUUGACCAUGUAACACCAGGUCAUCAAGAACUUAACUGGCUAUCUAUUGAAAACUUACUUAUUUACAAAGACACAAUAAUGACUUAUAAAUGUCUGAACAACCUUGCGCCAAGUUACCUUGCAAAUAAAUUCACAAAGCGAUCUGAUAUUCAUAAUUGCCAGACUAGAAAUAACUACUGUUUAAAUAUUCCAAGCUAUAAAACUACUGCAGGGCAAAGAACAUUCAUUAUCGCGCAGUUAAGAUAUGGAACGAUAUUGAUGAUGAACUGAAAAAGAUUCCAGAACUCAAGGUUUUUAAGAAAAAACUAAAAGAACACCUUUUAAAUUCUUAGUAUCAUAUAUAUGAAGGUUUAAUAGACAAUCGUAACUUAGAUUUUGAAUAGUAUAGUAUUGCUUUAUCUUAAAUUGCAUAUUGUAAUUGUAUGCUGAAAAGCCCUUUGGGGAACAUACAAAGUUUUUAAUAAUAAUAAUAGUAAUAAUAAUCACGUGACGUUUUCCAAUUUGCUUUUGAGCGUGAAAUUUCGCAAUUUUUGCUUGGGACUAUAAUAAUAAUAAACAGAUCAUUACCCGGUGGCUUGAAGAUAUGAUUUUUAUCUUCUCGUGUUUAAAUCGAAGAUAAAAGUCAUAUCUUCGCGCCGCCGUGUAAUAUCUUCUAUAUAUUGUUAUCCUAACGAGUUUCACAGCCAUCUUUCCUUCGAUUGGCUGUGUUACAAAGGGCCUGUUUCAAACGUCGUGCUGCUCAUGUGCCGAAUGCAUUAGAAACGUACAAUAGAUAAUAAUAGCAUAUCAGCUGAUUAUCUAUUGUUCUUAAUGCGUUCGGCACUUGAAAAGCGCGACGUUUGAAAUAGGCCUAAGGGACUGCUCAUUAUUUAUUGUACAGGGGGGGGACUGAGGAGAAACUGUACAGUUAUAAUAUUUUUUCGUUGCCUUCCUCCUAAAACAAGUAACAUUUUUAAAGCCCCCCACCAACAGGCAAAACAAGAACAUGAAUUAUUGUGCCCCCCCCCCCGACUCUAGCUUUUUAUUUAGAGAAACAAAAAUAGAAAAUGGGGAAUUAACAAUUCCCAUUAUAGACUAUUUUUUUAUCUUAGCAAAAAAAGUGUUUUCUCUGGAAGAGCAUACUAAAACGAGUAAAAUAGCAAAGUUUGGUUGCAAAAUGUUGUAAAAUGUGGAAAAUAUAGCCUUCCAAAGUUUGCACAUUUUGUAUACUUUUGUAUUAUAUAGCAAUUUCCGCAUGCAAUACAAAAUUUGCAAGGCCAUAUUUUCCGGAUUUUACAACAUUUUGUAUUUAGUAUGCUCUUUCUAGCUGUGGUGAUUUAUUUGCAUCUCUAUGCCUAGUUUCAAAAUUAGUCCAUAAUGGGAAUUGUCUAUUUACCUGCAUGAACAUGAGAGACUAUUUAUUUGGCUCCAUUUAUGAAUAGUAAUUUGUUUUGUGAUACAUUUUUAAAACUAGUAAAUAUUUUCAAAGCCCCUUUUCUUUCGUCUCUCUGUAUUUUGCAAAGCCCCUCCCCCUUUCAGGUUUAAAAAAAUUUAAAGUUUGAGUUCUAAAACAAAGUUCUCAAAAGUUUGAGUUCUAAAACGAUGGAUCAACGCGGUGACCAGUUCCUGGUCCCAAUGUACGAUCGUACUUGUUGAUUUGGGUGCAGGCAACAUAUUAAGCAUUUUACUGGAUCUAUUAUUAAACAUUUUUUUCUUGUGUUAUAGCGUGAAGAUGGGCCAGGUAGAGAUAUCCAUGCGCUGGGAAUCUUUUUUCUGGAACUUACUAUUGGUUUCAGCAAUUGUCCUCUGCAUAAGGUAUAA